CUUCAGUUUCAUUCUAAAACACAGACAAAAUGAGAAUUGCCAAUGUUCUGCUCCUUGGGGGAGCAUCUUUAAUUGUUGCCGCCCCUGCCGGCGUUGUGAACGAAGGGAAACGCGAAGCCAGCAUUUCUUUCCUCGAGUCUACACAUUACAAGAAGUCUCCCGACGCCGAGGCAGAAGCGGCGCCUGCUAUCGAGUUCCUUGACUCCGUUCACUACAAGAGAACCCCGGAAGCCGAGGCUGCGGCCAAACCUGCAAUUAACUUUUUGGAGUCUGUCCAUUACAAGCGCUCUCCCAAGGCAGACGCCGAACCAUCAAUUUCUUUCCUUGAAUCAGUCCAUUACAAGAAAGAGGCAGAGCCUGCAGCUGAGCCUGCAGCUGAGCCUGCGAUCGAGUUUUUGGAUUCUGUCCAUUACUAGGCGUCAAAAGACCAGUGGCAUACCAAGCCCGUUUGAUGUAGAGUAGGUGAGUCGGAUCAUCUUUGCAAUCAAAUUACAUGAAAUGUAAGCUA
This is a messenger RNA of Colletotrichum phormii, 508 nucleotides long. RefSeq lists its product as uncharacterized. The transcript has a single exon. Bases 30 to 416 code for a protein of 128 amino acids. The record is from RefSeq and is a predicted model, not a curated record. Lineage: Eukaryota; Fungi; Ascomycota; Sordariomycetes; Glomerellales; Glomerellaceae.